AUGGCCUCUCCCUCUCCGCGUUUUUUGAGCCUCCUUCACCAUCCACCCGACGCCACCGCCGCCGCCACCAAUCCACCCAUCGAGCUCGACGAAAGCGACGUCGUAUGGUCAUCCUCAUCGGCCUAUUCUUCCGACGCUGACUCCCACUCCUCUCCGCCUCAUCCUCCUUCAACUCCCCCCAUCCAUCCCCGUCGUCACCGUCCCAGCCACCUCAACCAUCCGCCCUUUUACGGCCUCUCCGCUGCCCUCUCCGACGACCACCUCCCCCCUCUCGUCCGUCGGAAAUCGACCCUCAAUCCUUCCCUCUCUGCGGCCAAGAUGGUCCCUCCCUCCGUUGUUCGCCCCGAGAGCCCCCAUUUGAGUCCCAAGGCUGCCCCCGCCGCCGGAGGGAGAUACCACCAGUCUGCUCCGGUUAACGUCCCUGUUUGGCCGAAGCACAAGAAGCAGCAAGCUGGUGGGAAUUAUUUGGGUCAAUUGGCGUUGGAAGUUGUUGACGAAGACGACGACGACGACGACGAGAUGGUGCCGCCUCACGUGAUCGUCGCCAGGUCGCACGUGACAUUCUCGGUUUUUGAAGGCGUUGGACGGACGCUGAAAGGAAGAGACCUGCGGAGCGUACGAAACGCCGUUUUCCAGAAAACAGGUUUCAUUGAUUAA
Messenger RNA from Oldenlandia corymbosa var. corymbosa, 657 nucleotides. The record is from the annotation of a GenBank genome assembly. Lineage: Eukaryota; Viridiplantae; Streptophyta; Magnoliopsida; Gentianales; Rubiaceae.